Spodoptera litura is the source of this 986-nucleotide messenger RNA. RefSeq names its product serine/arginine-rich splicing factor 7. The record is from RefSeq and is a predicted model, not a curated record. Lineage: Eukaryota; Metazoa; Arthropoda; Insecta; Lepidoptera; Noctuidae. Gene Ontology annotation, molecular function: zinc ion binding; RNA binding.
AAAGUCCAAAUUAUUUCUUUUUCUUCUUCCGGUAGCGUCUGGUGGAGUGGUCACCAGUCGCCAUUUUGUUCGUAUAUUAAUAAUUUGUUCAGUUUGUAGUGAUUGAGUUGGUGUAAUUUGGAAAAAGGAAAAAUGUCACGUUACGGUGACUGUAAAGUGUAUGUCGGAGAUUUAGGUAACAAUGCAAGCAAACCUGAACUUGAAGACGCAUUUUCAUAUUAUGGACCUCUGAGAAAUGUCUGGGUAGCAAGAAACCCGCCCGGCUUCGCUUUUGUAGAAUUCGAAGACCCUCGUGACGCUGAAGAUGCGAUACGUGGUCUGGACGGACGCACAAUUUGUGGUCGACGUGCUCGAGUAGAGAUGUCUAACGGCGGACGAGGUUAUGGAGGACGGGGGCCACCACCACGCUCUCGACUACCUCCUAGACCGUAUGAUGACCGCUGUUAUGACUGUGGAGAUAGAGGACAUUAUGCUCGAGACUGCACACGCCGUCGUCGUCGCAGUCGGUCAAGGUCCCGUCGUCGCACGCGUUCCCGUUCGCCACGCUCUGGAUCCCGUUCCCGUAGUCGCAGCCGCUCUCGCUCCCGCUCUAAGGCACGGUCUAUGUCGCGGUCAAGAUCUCGUUCUCCAUCCAAAGACUCGAAAAAAUCUAACUAAAAAUAUUACAUUGUAAUAUACGUUAUUUUUAAUGUACACAACUUACAAGCAACCUUUGACAGUGUUAGGGUCGGUACAUAUUUAUUGCAUAAUGUGUCGCGUAACGCAAUAAUUAACAACAGCAUUUACCACUAUCAGAUGCCGAUGAUGCAAUAAUGCGUUGAUCGAAGUCGCUAGAUUCCAGUGGUAUUUGAUACCUUUGUUCGGCACAUAAUACCGUCAGUUAUGAACCGACCCUCAAGAAUUUUAUCAUUCCUGUGUAUGUGUAUUGUUUUGAUUUUAUAAGUUGAAGAACGAUUGAUUUUGAGAUCAAUAAAGUUUUAAGAAUA